AUCGCCCCGCCCGGCGGACCGAGCGGCCCGGCAGCUCGGAGCCGAGCUUCGGGUCGGGAGCCGGGCUCUGCGCUCGUUUAUGGGCCGACUUUCAGCUGCCGCGUUCUCGGCUCGAUCUCUUUGUUUCCUUGAAGGUGAAGGGGAAGAAUAAAGCAGGAUGAGUAAGAGCAAGGACGACGCUCCGCAUGAGCUGGAGAGCCAGUUCGUGCUGCGGCUGCCGCCGGAAUACGCCUCCACUGUGAGAAGAGCAGUUCAGUCCGGGAGCGUCAACCUGAAGGACAGACUCACCAUUGAGCUGCACGCCGAUGGGCGCCAUGGGAUCGUUCGUGUGGAUCGGGUGCCGCUGGCAGCCAAGCUGGUGGACCUGCCCUGCAUCAUCGAGAGCUUAAAAACCAUCGAUAAGAAAACCUUCUAUAAGACAGCAGAUAUCUGCCAGAUGCUUGUUUGCACUGUGGAUGGCGAUCUCUACCCUCCUUUGGAAGAGCAGACUGUGAGCACUGACCCCAAGGCCAACAAAAAAAAGGACAAGGACAGAGAGAAGAAAUUCAUCUGGAACCAUGGCAUUACUCUUCCCCUGAAAAAUGUACGGAAGAGAAGAUUCCGGAAGACAGCUAAGAAGAAGUACAUCGAGUCUCCUGAUGUGGAGAAGGAGGUGAAGCGUCUCCUGAGCACCGAUGCUGAAGCUGUCAGUGUCCGCUGGGAAGUCAUUGCUGAAGAUGAAACAAAAGAAGUGGACAACCAUGGUUCACUCACAAGCCUGGACAUUUCUUCCCCAGGGAUGUCGGGACAUAAACAAGGCCAUGGCUCCUCAGAACAUGAUGAACUGCGGGAGAUAUUUAAUGACAUCAGCAGCAGCAGCGAAGAUGAAGAUGAGCGGGAUCAUCAUGACGAUGAAGACCUGAACAUUAUGGACACCGAGGAGGACUUGGAGAGGCAGCUGCAGGACAAACCAAGUGAAUCGGAUGGGCAGCAGCAGGAGAAUGAGGGCUCCAACCAGAUAGGUGAGUCAGGUGGCAAUGCUGCAGAAUCAAUGGGGUGCUGGGUGGCGCAGCCUCUGCUGCAGGUCUCAGCUCAUUCUCUUCCAGUCAUGGGCAUCCAGAAACAGAUCGACAACCUGAAGAGUAAACUCCAGGAGACCCAGGACAGGAGGAAGCGCCAGGAAGAUCUCAUCAUGAAAGUAGAGAACCUAGCCCUCAAGACCCGUCUCCAAGCUGUGCUGGAUGAGUUCAAACAGCAGGAAGAGCGAGAGAAGCAGCAGAUGACAUCUCUGCAGGAGCAGCUGGAGUCCCUCAUGGAGAAGUGAGGCAUGGGCCUGACCACAGCAGCAGGGCACACAGAGACAAGAGCAGCUGGAAGUGCUCCAUCUCAUGCUGAAGUCACUGCUGCUGCUUUAGGGCAGUGCAAGAGGUUCUGCAUCCAGCACUGCUCCUCCUUGCCUUGUGCUGAGCUUGGCUAUAGAGUUAGACCUGUGAGAGCAGCCACAUGCUGGGACUGGCUGUAAAUAUUCAUGAGGGUUUUGGUUCUCCCUGGGUCAGUGUGGUGCAGCUCUGUGCACCUCAUUGAGUCUUGAAUGUGGUGGGCUGUACCCUGGUGGGACCUUGUCACUGUAUUUGGGAAAUGCUUGUCUGCAAACCAGACUCAGUAAAGGACCAUUUCCAAC
This is a messenger RNA of Coturnix japonica (Japanese quail), 1660 nucleotides long. It is a transcript of the gene TAF7L, whose product is annotated as TATA-box binding protein associated factor 7 like. Gene Ontology annotation, cellular component: transcription factor TFIID complex. Lineage: Eukaryota; Metazoa; Chordata; Aves; Galliformes; Phasianidae. Gene Ontology annotation, molecular function: RNA polymerase II general transcription initiation factor activity. Gene Ontology annotation, biological process: transcription initiation at RNA polymerase II promoter; RNA polymerase II preinitiation complex assembly. The record is from RefSeq and is a predicted model, not a curated record.